Molecule: messenger RNA, 2218 nt
Organism: Magallana angulata
Lineage: Eukaryota; Metazoa; Mollusca; Bivalvia; Ostreida; Ostreidae
Product: EKC/KEOPS complex subunit TP53RK-like
Exons: 2
Coding region: 63-731 (222 amino acids)
Biological process (GO): protein phosphorylation
Cellular component (GO): nucleus; cytosol; EKC/KEOPS complex
Molecular function (GO): ATP binding; protein serine/threonine kinase activity
Source: RefSeq, a predicted model, not a curated record
UUUGAAUAAAAUGAAAAAAGAGUGUAAGCAUAAUAUUUCAUGCGAGGAGCGAGCGAGACAACAUGGAAUUGUGGAAACAAGGUGCUGAAGCAAAGAUUCAUAAAACGGACUUUUAUGGAAAGCCAUGCAUCGUCAAAGAACGAUUUCGCAAAUCAUACAGACACCCAAUUCUUGACAAAUCACUGACAGCUCAAAGGGUGAAGUCUGAAAUAAGGGCAAUGUUGAGAUGUAGGAUGAGUGGUAUCCUCACUCCAACUGUGUAUUUUGUGAACAUGGAUUCCUCCUGUAUCUACAUGGAAGAAAUGCUAGAUUCCGUAACUGUAAGGGACUACAUUCAGAGUGUUCAGAGCAGUAAGACAGCAGUAGAAGCCAUAGAAACUCUCACUCCCCUUGCAAAUACCAUCGGACACACGCUGGGUAUUAUGCACAAGCAGAACAUUGUACAUGGAGACCUGACAACUUCAAACAUGCUUCUUCAAGGAGAUCCCUCAAAUAAUAGACUUUGUCUUAUUGAUUUUGGUUUAAGUUUCUUUGAAAAUCUGUCGGAAGACAAAGGAGUUGACUUGUAUGUUUUAGAGCGUGCACUUAUAAGCACUCAUCCAAACACAGAGAAGUUAUUCAAUGUUAUACUGAAGGCUUACUGCAAGAGCAAUGAUACAGGGUCUAAAGAUGUCAUAGCAAAACUUGAGGAGGUGAGAAUGAGGGGCAGGAAGAGGACCAUGGUGGGAUGAUCAUAGACAAAAUAUUGACUGCAUUACAUGUGCUAUUCUCAAAUUUAGUGACUGAAAUAUUUAAACCAUCAAGACAUGUUGAAGUGUACCAUACCUUUUUUCAUUUGAUUACCAUGAAGAAAGAUAUUAUUAAGAAUUUUCUGUUUUAAUUUGUGAGGUCAGAGCUAAUAAUUUUACAAUUAAAAUGUAGAACAUGUACAACAUAAUACAUUGUGCUGGUUGUCAUUUUUGUGAUAUGACUAAUAUCAUAGUUACAGAUGUAUGUAAUGGAUAUAUGCUGAAAACAGUUCUGUAGAAAAAAUUAUCAGACAGACAAGGCCUGUUAGGGCGGAGAACUGUCUGAUAAUUUUUCAUACAGAAGUGUUUGAGGCAUAUAUGGUACCUAAAAUGCUGCCAUUGAAUUUCAUUGUUGAUUUACAUGAGACAGUCCAAUGUUUAAGUUAAGAAGCUCACUACAAUUGAACUGUCACAGGUAAAAUUUUAGACUGCUGGAACAAAGAAAUGGCAUCACAGCAGUGUUUUAACUCACGAUAUCUGAAUGCACUAUUUCUUUUAUUUAGGCCAUAUUUAAAGAAAUGUUUGUUUGGAAUUGCCGUCUGGAGGUUUCUAGACCCAGCAGGGAAGGAGGGAAUUUUUUUCAAACUUGACGUUUAACUUAUUGAAAAUUGGUGAAAAAUAAAAAUCACAAUAUAAAAAGAAAGUUCUCUAUUUUUUGCUAAUAAAUUUUUAAUAGCGGGGGUAUUUCAAUGAGGCUGGAGGCAUUUCCAAUCAAACAAUAAUGUUAUUUUGGUCUUGCCUGAAAUUUGAGUGAAUCAAGGAUCUGGUGUAAGGUGAAAUUCUAUUUCUGAUAUUGUGAGCAUUCAUAAACUAUUUCAAAAUCUCCUCAACUUGCUGACAUUUAGCAGGCGAACUGAGUGCAUAUUUUUGAUGAGCAUGAAAAACUCAACAAAAUUGGGAAAUAGAUGACCCUUGGUGUAGGUUUAUAGUUUUCAGGAAGGAUCGAGUUUUUAUAAUCACUCAGUAAAUACAAACAUGUACACUUAAUUCUAUUAAAACAAGUGCUUAAUUAUGAUGAGCAAAAAUAUUUCUUCUAGAAUAAAAUGUAAUUAUUAAUAAGUACAGGAAACACAUUUAUCCACUAUCGUUAAGCAAUUUUAUUUCCAUUUUGAGAGGAGUUAUUCCCCUUUAUCUUUCAUCCAUACAAGUAACAUUUUGUAUUAUAUUCAGUUGACUAUUUGAACAUCAUGUCUAUCUGAUGAAACUAGAAACUGUCAAAAAUAUCUCAAAGUAACAUCAACUUUGUUGAAGCAUGUACCAAAAUUUGUGUUAGAGAAUAGGGAAUUCUGGUGAGCACAUUUAAACACCUGCUAUGCGGAACUCACAUAAUGGUAGUAAAGGGUUGGCAAAACAACAGGAAAUACAUUAUUUACAUAUAUUGUCUGUAGAUUUCAAUUUUGCUGGUACUUUAAAGUUCCCAGGAGACUUUU